UUGGUCAGAGUAUUUAUUGUAAGAGCUGGUCCUUGUUCAGCAGUUUCACACUGGGAGACUGAAGUCGACUGAAGUUCAUCCUGCAGGAGGACGUCAUCGUUUUGAACAUCUGCACCAUCCACCAUGAAGAUGCUGACUUUGUCUUUGUUUGUGUGUGCCAUGAUGGCUCUGACCACAGCUGUUGCUCUUCCACCAGGUCCAGAUGUACAGAUGCCACUGGAAACCUUUCCACCAACUGCACCUCCAUACGAUUUCGGCGGCUGGGUUCCAUCUUGCCCCAAGGGUUGGACUAUGUUCAGCACUCAGUGUCUCCUCUACAUUUCAAAAGAGAUGACUUGGAGUGAGGCUGAGCAAAACUGCUGGUCUUCUGGAGGGGGAAACCUUGCAUCAGUGUACAACGCAGAGCAGGCCAAUGAUAUUCAUAGGAUGAUGAAGCGUGCCGGACAUGAGCGUGGACAAGUAUGGGUCGGGGGCCAUAAUACAGCAGAGUCUGUCUCUGUGUCGUCCCUUUACGUGGUCAGUUCCUGCUUCUGUACCUGUUGGUCAGAGUAUUUAAGAGCUGGUCUUUCUUUCCUCAGUGUUGUUCUCCACACAGGAAGCCUGAAGCCACCACAGGCCGACGCUGAGAAGAAAGAAGAGAAGAUCAUUCUGCAGCAGAUUCGGACCACAAAGAUGCUGACUGUGUGUCUGCUUGUUUGUGCCAUGAUGGCACUGACCAGAGCUGCAGCUCUUCCAGGAGAAAUACCUGAGAAAAAUCAAACAGCAGAGAGUCACCUGGUCAAGAGGUCCACGUCUUGUUCAGCUGGUUGGUCUGAGAUCAAUGGUCGCUGUGUCCGCUAUGUUCCAAAACCCAUGACUUGGGCUAAAGCUGAGAGAAACUGUCGGUCCAUGGGUGCAAACCUGGCAUCGGUGCACAGCACACAGGACUACCAUCGAAUUCAGUGGCUGAUACUGACCGCCACUCAUCAGCAAAAAGAAACAUGGAUUGGAGGCUCUGACGCAGAAGAGGAGAAUAUUUGGUUGUGGACUGAUGGCAGUCCUUUCCAGUACACAAACUGGUGUCAUGGAGAGCCUAACAAUCAUGGCAGGCAGCGCUGUUUGCAAAUGAAUGACAGAAGUCAAAAGUGCUGGAAUGAUAACGCGUGUAACGGACAUUUCCCAUCUAUCUGUGUCAAGAGAGGCUGUUGAUUCCUGUCAGAAUCCACCAUACACAUUCAUAUGUGUUUGUGUUUAUCUUUGCAAACUCAUCUGUAUCAGUCUCAUAUAUAACCUGAAGGCUCUAUAUCCCAUUUCACUUCUAUAUUUCCUCUCUAUCGCUGUAACGCUACUUAAGGAAUGAAGCGACAAGUGACAUAAACUGGAGCUGGAUCGUCUUUUAGGAGGCAAACUGUGUAAUGAAAAGAAUGAUUUUAGCACAACUUUAUUCUGCAGAGUGAACUCUUCUUUCUUGUCUAAUAUAAGAUUAAAAGUCUGAAGCAUUGAAACAAA
Seriola dumerili (greater amberjack) is the source of this 1488-nucleotide messenger RNA. RefSeq names its product C-type lectin domain family 4 member F-like. Lineage: Eukaryota; Metazoa; Chordata; Actinopteri; Carangiformes; Carangidae. The record is from RefSeq and is a predicted model, not a curated record. The transcript has 12 exons. Gene Ontology annotation, molecular function: signaling receptor activity. The coding region runs from base 124 to 1188 and encodes 354 amino acids.